AUGUAAUUAGAGAAUUUUGAGAGAGGAAGAGAAGAAUAUUAGAGGAAAUAUGGGAAAUUGAAGGAUUAUAUUUCAUCUUAAAAAAUAAAAGACACUACUGAAAUAACUAAGUUUGAUAGUUCAGACUUCGAUUUAACAAAAUUAUAGGCGAGAUUGGCUGAUUAAGCUGAGAAAGAGAAGUUUGAAGAGAACAUAAUAGGAUCAACAGAUAUUGUUCAAUAAAUAAAUCAUGAUUUCAAUGUUAUAGUAUAUGGGAUUGGAAGCAAGAUUGAAUUAUUAGAGAAGGCAAUGAAAGAAUUAAUGGAGUAUAAAGUUCUAGAUGUUUAUUAGGAGCAAUCCAUAGUCAUACUUUUUUGUAUUGAAGGGAUUUAAGCCUUUGGUUAAUAUGAAGAUGUUCUUGUAAAAAAUAGGGGAAACAUUGAAAAUAAACUCAAAUGUAAAAAAUUCAGAGUAGAUAAUAAAAUAAAUAGAGAACACUCCUCAUUCAAUAAUAAUAAUAGGUCAUAGUAUAGAUGGUCGUCAUUUGUUGAAUGAACAAGCAUAAAAAUUAUUAGGAUAAUUGAGUAAUUGUCCAAAUGUUCGAAUGGCUUGUAGUUUUGACAAUUAUCGAUAUCCAAUGAUAUGUAAGAUAUAGAGAGCUUUCUUUUAAUGUGUACACACAAAUAAACCUUAUGUGUAGGAGAUAUUAUAAAUAUUUGAAGAUCAGGUGGGGAAAUAGAAAUAGGAAGAGGGAUUAUGGUAUGUUUUAUCAAGUAUGACUCAGAAACAAAAAAACAUUGUAUAUUAUUUUGCAGGAAAAGUAUUGGAAAGCAGAGAUGUAUUAUAUUUAUAAUAAUUUUGAGGGUUUGAAUUUUUAAGAUUUAUAUGAUGUUCUGUCAGAGGAGAUGAUAGUAUCUAGUAAAAUAUAAUUGAAAGAGAACCUUAAAGAAUUAAUGGAUCAUAAAAUAAUUAUUGAGAAAGGUGGGAAGUACACGAUGUAAUAUUCAAAUACAAUUCUUUAAGAAUUAUGUUCAAAGUUUGAUGAAGUUAUAAAAUAAUGA
Molecule: messenger RNA, 1040 nt
Organism: Paramecium sonneborni
Lineage: Eukaryota; Ciliophora; Oligohymenophorea; Peniculida; Parameciidae
Source: the annotation of a GenBank genome assembly